AUGACUUUGCUCCACGAAGAACAAGUGACACCUCGCAGCAGUACACCCCUCAGCCCCGAAGUGGCCGAGAACCUGCGCCAAUUUAAUCGUUCACCCCAUCCAUACCACAGAAGCCAACGCAUCGGCUCGAGCACCCCCUCCGAAUACGGGGACCUCCUCCACCCCCUCUCCUACUCAAGGUCCUCGCGCACGCCUAGCGACAGCGGCACCGAGGCAGACGAUGAGAGCACCGGGAUACUUCGAGGCCUACCCGCCCCGCCAUUGCGCCUACAUAAGGGCCUGAGGUCUGGGGAGGGGGAUUCUUGGUUGCCAAGCUUACGGCCAUGGCCUUCGUUCGCGCGACCUGUCUCGCGCACUUCACGGCGGAGCUCCGAUGAGGAGAUGGAGGAAGAGGCCUUCGAGGCUAGAACGAAGUUUAGACAAACCAGACGAAUUGAGGUGCUGCGUCGGUUACUGGAAGCUGCGCUUUUGAUAUCUGUUGGCGUUGUCGUGCUGUACCAGAACGGCGCGCGGUCCGUAGCGUGGGCCUGGAAGAAAGAGAUUAUUACCCAUUGUAUCGUGGUGAUGAGCCUCUAUGCCGCCUAUCCGCUUCUCGUUCGUGCAUCCCAAGGCCGAAGCUGGCGCAUCUGGCACAUCCUGUCUACGAAACGCUCGCUCUUCUCUCUCCCCGCGAGUUUCGACCCGGCUCCCCUCCUCUAUCCGAUCCUGAUCCCGAUCUUUGUUUCACUAUCUCUGUCUGGUCACGUCCCAGUGCUUAUUAUGCCUAAUAUCAUCCUCAGUCUGUCCUCUCUACCCGCGCCUGUUAUCCCACUACAAAACUGGACGCAUGGACUUAGCAUCUCGCAUUGGAUGGUGACAUUGAUUCCACUUGUCGUCUCCGAACACUUUUCCCUGGACUCUACCAUCCCAAAACCACUGUCGCUUCGAGGGUUCGAUGCGGAGUCCCUAAUUCUUCUUUUCCCUUUGCAUCAAGCGUUGAUACCCACUUUAGACUUCUUGUUGACGACCAGCGUUCUUCCUGCAGAGCUGCAGCUUUUGACGACUGCUUUGAUCAAUCUGUACUUGUUCGCUGAAUCUCCCCAAGCGGAGAUUUUAAAAGCCCUGUUAUGGCUUGGUGGCAUGUGUUUAUUCGCUUCAUGUCGACACAUCCUGCGUUGGGAGGUUGCUCUGGCUCGAAUUCCUAGCUGGAAGUUCCGCCGUCCCCCGAACAGCUCGCAUUCUGCGCGAAAAUUCUUGAACAUGCUUGACCAUCGACUUUGUGAGAAACUAAGUCGGACUGGUGCCUCGGACGAUGCUUCAUCAGAUAGCGAUGUUCCGAAUGGACAUUCGUUUGCGAGACCGCGCAAGACGAAGACUAUGCAGAUGACUUCUCAACGUGGUCCUUCGGCAGAGCCUGCAUCUGCGGUUGAAAAGACCCUCACUGAGGAAAUGUUCGAGCAAUAUUCUCGCAAGAUGCAACGCCGACGCCAUACCAUUUCUACGUUUGAUGAGGCUGUUCGAGAGGAGCGCGUUCGAACCACGGCUGGUGGCCGACGCAAGAAGCAGAUGGCUCCUGGUCUUACUGCCUUCCUAUCGCUCACUCAUGCCCAGGCACAGGUCCGCAAAUGGCUGUACGCCUUGCUCGUUUACAUUGCGUCCUUGCUGAUCAUCAUCGGACCUAUUCGGAACUAUGUGGCAGAGCGCGCUCUACAAGGCCGAGAUCCGUUUGGUUGGGCUGUAGGAUAUCUGUUCGGCAACUUCUCCAACGUCCGCUUCUGGAUUCUCAUGUUGAACCUGGAAUACUGGAUUGAACUGCCCCCUCGGCUUGACGAAGAUGUUCUCAGUGCAUCUUGCUUCUUCGGGUCGAUCGAACAUAUCCGCCAGACUACAUUCGGUGCAGCUAGCACUCGCCUCCUGCUCAGUGGCUACUGCGCAGUCGUGCUGCUGACGGGGUUGCUUGUGGUCGUUCAGCUCAAAAGUGUUGCCGAAGUCGACACGCGCCGCAAGAUCUUCCACGGGAUGAUGGUGCUGAUGUUCUUGCCUACUAUUUUUGUCGACCCCGCAUUCUGCGCCCUGGCGUUGGUUCUGGUCCUUUCGGUCUUCCUUCUAUUGGACCUAUACCGCGCGUCCCAGCUACCCCCAAUCUCGCGACCACUCACCAAUUUCCUGGCGCCGUAUGUUGACGGCCGGGAUCACCGAGGCCCGGUUAUCAUCUCCCACAUCUUCCUGCUGAUCGGUUGCUCUAUCCCGCUCUGGCUUUCUAUCUCCGACCUCCCACGGACCGGCCUGGGACCCUGGGCUGGAUGGGAAAUCCCAUCACGAGACGUCAGCAUGGCGAGUGGUGUUAUUUGUGUGGGCAUGGGCGACGCAGCGGCAUCCCUCAUCGGCCGACGUUACGGUCGACUGAAAUGGUUCUGGGGAGGGGGCAAGUCCCUCGAAGGCAGUGUUGCUUUUGUGGCAGCGGUAACCAUCGGGCUGAUCAUAGUUCGUGCCUGGCUGGUAAUAGGGGGAUGGCCCGUGUCUGGCGUCGAAGGCGUUGUGGCACGGGGGCCGUUUUCCCUUCACUUCUGGUUCUGGACUUCGUGCAAGGCGGUUCUGGCGGCCGCUGGAACUAGCGCCACCGAAGCGAUCCUCACUGGUUGUAAUGAUAACGUCGUGGUCCCCGUGGUGUUGUGGCUGUUAGUGCGGGGUCUUGGCGUUUGA
Penicillium antarcticum is the source of this 2682-nucleotide messenger RNA. Its product is annotated as putative phosphatidate cytidylyltransferase. Gene Ontology annotation, cellular component: endoplasmic reticulum membrane. NCBI's taxonomy places the organism in Eukaryota, Fungi, Ascomycota, Eurotiomycetes, Eurotiales, Aspergillaceae. Gene Ontology annotation, biological process: dolichyl monophosphate biosynthetic process. Gene Ontology annotation, molecular function: dolichol kinase activity. The record is from RefSeq and is a predicted model, not a curated record. Bases 1 to 2682 code for a protein of 893 amino acids. The transcript is spliced from 2 exons.